ACUCUUUUGGAGCACUGGAGAGAGGUGGCCAGCCACGAAGAAGUAAGGCUUUCUGACUAAGUAGUUAAUGGCAUGCAUUCUUUUAGUAAAUAGAAACUGGAUUAUUUGCUUUGUUAAAUGUUAUAAAGGUGAAAAGAUAAAGGCGCACACCAGCCAAAGGCCCAAACGACUGGAGCUUAUCCCGGUUUCUUUAGCAUAAAGCAUGCCUAGGAGUAUUGCUACUCACUCUAGACGGGAUGCUACUCCAUCGUAGGGUUACCCCCCAGCAGUAUGUCGCCGGUACCCAUUUAUACCCCUGGGUAAAGAGAGACAAAGUGGAUUAACGUUCCUAGUCUAAUGAUACAAAGUGACGAGCGAGGCUUGAACCGCGGAUCUCCAGAUCUAAGAACUUAAAUAUGUGUUAAAUGUUAUGGCGAAGAAAAUUUAGGACAGUUUGAGUUUGAGGGACGUUAUCUCGCCACGGUUGUUGGUUCCCUCUCGGUUAAAGUCUCACACUGGUGAAAAUUGUUUUAUUUAAUGCCUACAGGAGGAGGCAUCAGGUAUUGGUGGAUCAUUACUCAAACCCCAGCCGUCAAGUCCCCCACCAGACAUGUCACCAUUCUUCCUUAGACAGUAUGUCAAGGUAGGUGCAAGCUUAGUUAAUAAAGUGCAACGGUUUUGAAGCCCGUCAGACCUCUUUGUUAUAUGUUUUCGUUCUGCAAUGUUAGAAAGAGGCGUUAUAGCUUGAUUUUUUUUUGUCAUUCCAGUACGUGAACAAUUUUGAGACUUCGUGAAAUGCUUUGUAACAGCUUAUUUAGUUUGAAACUCUUUUUAUCUAGGGCCAUGCAGGAGAUGUGUUUGAAGCUUAUCCACAGUUGUUAACAGAAAUGGCGUUGAGGCUCCCAUACCAG
Molecule: messenger RNA, 890 nt
Organism: Porites evermanni
Lineage: Eukaryota; Metazoa; Cnidaria; Anthozoa; Scleractinia; Poritidae
Source: the annotation of a GenBank genome assembly